AUGUUAAAUCUCUAGAGUGGUUUUGAUUUCGAGUAGGAUGUGGAAUUGAGGGCGGUGUAGAAUGAGGAUUUUGAGUAGUAAUACUUGGGUUAGUGUUUGCGAGAGACUAAGAAGGAAUUCUCGUUAGUGUUGCCUCAGAUAGCCAGCAGAACAUUGAGUGCAAAAAGUCUAGAAGCAAAAUAUUUGCAUAGUCCAAAAUCGCCAGACUCGAAUAAUGACGAGAACAUUCUAGCUUCGAACAUCUAGACUCCAAAGGAGCCAGUUUUUCAUGGAAGGUAGGUUGAAAGAAGGAGAAGUUAGGCAAAUGCAGAAUCUAGUUUUAUGUCCUUGUUUUAUAUUGGAAGGUUUGUGGAGAAACUGUCCAAAAGUCGAAAGUAAUUGGGUAGUCUAAACGAUGCUCAUUUCAAUUUGAUAGGAGACAAGGCAUCUGAUUCACAAACCCUAUUCAUGCAUUCCAAGCGCAUGAAGUCAGCUGGGUUCAACAUCAAGAAGAUGUAGACCUUGUUGAAAAAAGAAACUGAUAUCAAGGAUACAACAAUAGUGGAAUAAGUGAAGGAGGAUUUGAAGAAACUUCGAAAACCGCUUUUUAAUUGUCUCCAUGCAAUCAUCACUAAAAUCCCUAUCAUCCAACCAGAAUCGUUAUUCAAAAUGUAUUGGGAUUUCUUCACUUCCAUAUUUAGAAUUUUGCUUUUAAUUCUGGUACCUUUGGAAAUUGCAUUUAAACCAGAAAUCCUUUUCAAUAAUCUCAUAUAAAUUACAUAUGUGAUUCUCGUUAUAUUGUAAUUGGACUUCUUGAUUCGAGUGAACACUUUAACUUAUAAGAAUGGAUAUGCCAUAAAGGAUAAAUGGGAUUUGGUAGUCCAUCAAUUGAAAAAGGAAUUUCUCACAGAUUUCUCAACAUCCUUGAUUUUGAUAAUCUUCAUGAUUAUCCCUGACAUGAACACCAGUGCCAAUUUAUUCUUACUGGUCAUCUUAGGUCAACACAAAUAUGUGUACGAGACCUUUGCAAAGAGUGAUUAGAUAUCCUAUUUGACUCGACCCUAAAGAGGAGUGUUUAGUCUAUUGAAAUUCAUUUUGACAUUGCUCUACAUCCUGCACUUAUUUAGUUGCAUCUGGUUCUAUUUCAGUAGUAUUCGAGUGGAGGACUCAUGGAUUCGAUUUAAUGAUAUUGAAGAUAAGAGUUGGGAAGAGCAAUACUUAUAGGCACUCUACUUCGCAGUGGUCACAAUGUUAACUAUAGGAUAUGGUGACAUGGUGCCUAAAAAUGCUAUUGAGAAAAUAGUGACUAUGGUAUUUGUGUUGGGUGCAUGUUUAUGGGUAUCUUACAGUGUUAACUUCAUUGGCAGCAUCAUCGAUGACAUCACCCAGAACUAAGUGGAAAGGAAUAGGAGAAUGAGAGUAAUCAACAAGUACAUGAAUUAAAGGAAGAUUCCAUAUAGUUUACAACACCAAGUGAAGGAGUAUUUGACAUUCAGAUGGAAGGAAGAUGAUGAAGUAGAUCUUGAGAUGGAACAGACAUUAUUAGAGUAGUUAUCUGAUGAAUUGAAAGAGGAAUUGGACAAGCAGGCACACAAAGUGUUCAUCUAAAAGUCAGAUUUCCUGUAGAAGUACUUCAGUGAAGAGUUGCGUAAUGCACUAUUCAAGUCUAUUAAGAGAAAGAUAGUACCUCCUUAGAAUACCUUCUCUACUGAUUUCUCAAAUGAAUAACAUUUAUGUUUUGUUGAACAAGGUUUCAUAGUGUAUUAGCAUCCUGAGAGAAAAUAAAGAUCUAAGAUGAAUGCUGUGAUUAAUUAGGGAUAAUUCUUUUGCGUUAAUGAUUUCAUUACUAAUAAUCCUCAAGUCGAUCACUUCAAAGCCAUAGGAUAUGUUAGUUUAUUGAUAUUGUCCAAAUCUGAUUUCAUGGAAACAUUGAAGGAUUAUCCUGAGGAUUUUCAAAAGUACUGUUAAUUGAAAGAAGGCAUUACUUUGAGUUGUCAUCCGCCUGCAUUGGAAAAUGGUGUAUUCUGUCCAGCAUGUUUAAGUUUUAAACAUUCUCUCAAUACAUGUCCUUAAGUUUAAUAUGUUCCUAAUAGGGAAGCUGUAAUAAAAAGAUAUUGCAUGUCUAACUUUCAGAAUUCCUCCUAGUAUACAAGGAAAUAGGAUAAGGAGAAAUAACAGUGGCAUACAAGAUUGAUGAAGGAUUUGGCUCAAUAAUAUGCUUCAGUUUUUUAGAAUGAGAAUCAAUAAAUCAUAAUGAAUCACACCAGAAUCUUAUUGAAUUUUGAAUGUGGAUCAGAUUCCAACUCAUCACUCGAUGAUGAUGCAGGUUCCCCAGCAUUUAAACUACCUCAAACUGCUCCUAUAUUUUAAGCUUAACAUAUUAGAUCUUCUCGAGUGAAUAGGUUAAUCAGUGAUUAGAAUAAUAACACACCACUACAGAAAUAAACAAUUAUGAAUGAUUAGCAACAUUAAAUGAAAACUGAUUAGCAAAAUAAUGUGAAUGAAUUAAGAUAGAAUCUCAAUAAUGCUCUAUAGAAUAGAAAAUAGUCAAUUUUAGCAGGUGCUUUCGGAAUGAGUAAGAGUCCCAGAAAUCGUAAGGAUAGACCUAUACCAUUGGUAGACGAGAUCAAGGAAUUCGAAAGUGGAUUUUAGAAUAUUUCAAGUGAUGACAACGAGAUGAAUACCUCUAUUGAUUUUAAAAAAAAGAGAGAGGAGAUAGCAGAGGCAAUAUAGGAUUUCAAUAACAAUAUGUUGGACAAUAUCACAAAUCUAUAUCAUCAAUUACAACGGAAUCUGGAGUUGAACGAGAAUGAUAAUAUCAGCAAGAAAGCAUUAUUAUAGUUGGAACCAAACUAUUGGUCAUUCAAUCAGUAGAAAUUUGAUGAUUUUGAGAUCAAGGCAUCCUUUGAAUCAUAUUAUAAUAAACAAAAUGUGGAAGAUGUGAUAUUGUAUGUAAAAUACGACAUUUUUGAAUGGCAGACUAGAAUCCUUUAGAGAAUGCGUAAGUUCAUGUUGUAUCCCUUUUUGUACAUCCAAAACUUCUUGAGAUUGAAAAGGAAUGAUAAAGUGAAAUCUAUAACUCCAAUGAAAAAAGCGGGUAGAGUGGAGAAUGCUUUGAAAAAUCUAAAGGAGACCUUGAAAUUAAAAAGGAAAACCACAUUUAUCCGUUCAAGCAACAAGAUUCACUCUGUAGUUCCAGAGUUUGUCAACCCAUUUUAAUAAUAUAAGAAAUGA
Molecule: messenger RNA, 3213 nt
Organism: Paramecium tetraurelia
Lineage: Eukaryota; Ciliophora; Oligohymenophorea; Peniculida; Parameciidae
Exons: 4
Source: RefSeq, a predicted model, not a curated record